Messenger RNA from Cuscuta europaea, 3859 nucleotides. The record is from the annotation of a GenBank genome assembly. Lineage: Eukaryota; Viridiplantae; Streptophyta; Magnoliopsida; Solanales; Convolvulaceae.
AAAUUCUUGUAAACCUUCUUAUCCCCUCCAAAACAACUCCGAAACAUAGCCAGACAAACUGGUUGGUCAUAAACUCAUGAUCAUAGCGUUCCAACACUCAUCCGCGGGAAUAAUGGGUAUCGGCAAGAUUCAAGGUGCAUCGCCUUAUCUAAAUUUUCCAUCUCCUUCUUCUUCUGCCACUUCACAAUAUCAUUACUUUCACAACCCACUCCACUUUCCGACUACACUUAGAACUCAAAUAUUCGAACUCUACCGUUCUUCUCCAACAACACAAACUGAAAUAGUUAGCACCACUCCCAAAAGGAAGAAGAGAAAGCCCAGGUCAAGCUUUCUUGAAAAGAUCCAUGAGAAAUGGCCUCUAGAGCACACUUCUUCGUGGAAAAAUAUUCCCUGGCAAGAACAAAAUCCAGAAACAAUAGUAGAACAAACUCCAUACCCUAGGCUGUCAUGCACUGUGAAUAGAACUGAUAAUAAGGAAGAAAAAGUAGAAACCAGUGACUCAAUGAGUUGCAAUUCAAAGAUUCAAGAGCUGAAAGUCUUAGAUGGAGAGGUCAAUUCUAAUUCUGAAGCAGUUAAGUUUGGUGGGGAUUCGACCUCAAUUUUAACAUCGCAGAAAGGUCAAAUAUUGGACCGAGACCUUCAUCUUCGUGGGAAUUUACCCACUGGUUCUGUUCCUGAAUCCAAUUGUGAUGUUGCAGGAGUACACAGAGGAGUUAAUGUUAAAGAGUUAGGCAAUGCUAAGGGGUUGAGUGCUCAUAAAAAUGGGUUAAAAUGUCCUUGGGAAGGAGAAAGUGAAUGUAGGGGGGAAGAGAAGUCAGGAAUGAGCUAUGCACAGUUAGCAGAUAAAUCAAUUCCUGAGGUUGAGCUGAAGAGGCUCAGAAACGUGGCAUUGAGGACAAUUGAGAUAAUAAACGUUGGAACAACUGGUAUUACACAGGCACUGGUGGUAUACAUUCAUGAGAAGUGGAAGGAGGAUGAGAUUGUGAAGUUGAAUUUUGUGGGGCCCCUCUCGCAUAACAUGGACAGGACACAAGAGAUACUUGAGGCUGAAACAGGAGGAAUAGUGAUUUGUAGGUCGGGCUGCUCAAUAGUGAUAUACAGAGGACUAUUGUACACAUAUGAUUAUGUAAAAUCAGUAGUUAAACAAAGUCAGUUUAAUUUGAAUCCAUCAAAAUCAUCAAGAGAUUUGGUGGCUAAAGGUGGAAAUGGAUUGUUGGACGGAGCAUCUAAAUCUUAUUUACAUAGUCAAACUGAAGAAGAAAAGACGGAUUUAAGUGAGCUCAAUCCUCCUUUAAUUGAGCUGGGCCCACGUGUUGAAGAUUGGAGUGGUGGUCAACCACUCCCUAUUGAUGCUGAUUUGUUGCCUGCUGUUGUUCCUGGAUAUAGGCCUCCUUUUAGACGUGUCCUUUACGGUGUCAAGUACAAUUUGAGAGAAAACGAAAAGGCACACCUUAGAAGGACAGCAAAAGCGAUGCCCCCACAUUUUUCCCUAGGAAGAAACAGAGUGCUGCAGGGAUUGGCUGCUGCUGUGGUGAAGCUGUGGGAAAGAAACAUAAUUGUGAAGAUUGCCAUCAAACGCGGUGUGCAUAAUACAUGCAGUGAGAGGAUGGCAGAAGAACUCAGGGUGUUGACCGGAGGAACACUCUUGUCACGGAAUAAGGAAUAUAUAGUCUUUUAUAGGGGUAAUGACUUCUUGGUGCCUGUUGUGGCAGAAGCACUUAAAGAAGCAGAGUCACGAAAUGCUCUCCAACAAGAAGAGGAAGAAGCACGUAAAUUGGCUUCAAACUCUAUAUUCGCAAGCUGCAGGGAUGCUAAACGGCCAUUUGUUGCAGGAACUCUUGCUGAGACCAUAGCUGCAACUACACAUUGGGCUACCCAACCCAUUACUGUUCAAGAGAGAGAGAAGAUGAUGAAAGAUGCAGCUGAAGCAAGGCAUGCUUCUCUGAUUAGAUUUCUUGAACAGAAGCUAGCUUUUGCAAAUAAGAAAGUGAAGAAUGCUGAGAAGGCCUUACGAAAGUUACAGAAAAAUCUGGAACCAUCUGAGCUGCCAAUUGAUUUGGAAACGUUAACUACUGAAGAGAGGUUUUUAUUCAUUAAAAUGGGUCUGAGCAUGAAACCUUAUUUGCUUGGAGGCGGGCCGUUUUCGAUGGUACCAUAGAGAACAUGCAUUUACACUGGAAGUAUCGGGAGUUGGUAAAGAUAAUUGUUGAGCGAAAAACUUUGCCACAAGUGAAACAUAUGGCAAUUACCCUUGAGGCUGAAAGCGGUGGGGUUCUGAUAUCUAUUGAAAAAACCACUCAAGGCCAUGCAGUCAUCCUUUAUCGCGGGAAAAAUUAUCAGCGGCCUUGUGAACUCAGACCAAAAAAUCUUCUAACUAGGAGGCAGGCGUUGGCACGUUCAAUUGAACUACAGAGAAGGGAGGCACUAAAGCAUCAUAUAUUGGUUCUGAAGGAUAAAAUUGAGAAUCUGAAAUCUGAACUGGCUGAAACAAAUACUGAGAAGGAGAUUGAUGAGGCGGCCUUGUACUCUAGGUUAGAUGCUUUUGCUGACGAUGAGGACUUGGAAGAGGAAGAGACAGAUGAGGUGGAUCUAGAGGAAUAACAUAGGAAGCAGUCAUGAUGGAAAGCGCAACUCCUGGGUACAGUAUGCAGGUCUCAUAAGCCACUCUGUGGUGUUUUCCCGCUACCAGUUGUCUUAGAAUCUCUUUUUUUUUUGUCAUUUGUUCUGGAAACUGAUUUUUAUUUGUUAGCCAAGUUUUUAACCAAGUAUAAACAAGUGGUUUGGUAAAAUUACCAAACGAUCCCUGUGGUUCCUGAAAUCAUGAAUACAUCUCCGAGUCCAGUAUUCAAAUAACACAGUAUUAUUAUAUUAUUAGUAGGAUUUGGGAGUUUAAUAAUACGGACCUAAUUACAAUGAUAGAAAAUUCCCAAUUGCUCUACAUUACUCAAAUAUUCAAAUGACACUACAUUUCCGUCAAUUAAUAAGAUGCAAUAAAAAUACAAAGGUCAGUCUAAAAAACUUCAUCCAUGCUAAUGUCAUGACAUCAUAUUAUAUUUCUGUUUUAAAGGUGCCAUUCACAAAAAUUUGACCGCCAAAAGGAACCAUUUGUUAUUUUCUUAAAAUAACAUCAUGGAAAGUUUAAUUCAAUUUGUGAAUUAAAAUUCAUAAAUGAUAAGAUAUCAUCAUAGGUUUUUAUUUUCACUUGCAUGGAAAUAUCAAGCUGACGGCUACGAGUUCAGAUAGUUGCUACUUUCAUGGUUUUCUAUGAGUAGUGGUUAUGUCAGAGUAGAAUAUUUUAUGCAUGCUUACCUCUAUUCUGGUAACUGGAAAAUGCUAGGGAACAAGUAUCUGAAUCUCUAAUUACGGAUCAUUUUACAAGAACAACUUUUUGAAUACAGAGCUCCUUCAGCUGAAAAAAAGUAGAAACUGAGCUGAAGCGACGAGUGCUAUUUCUUUGCUACAUGGUCUUUCCUGAUUGCCAAAGCAGCCACAGUACUUAGUAUGCAGAGAAGUAACUUGGACUGCGAGAUCUGAGAAAAACUAUCACAAGUACAAAACAUUGGUUGCUAGAAGUGGCUGGGAAGCUGUCAGUCUGCUAGGAUCUGAGAGGACCUCAGAAGAGUAUUAUGGUAUGAAGUGGAUGAAACUCCACUGUAGAAGCUUCUUUUCUGCUUCCCAUCUUGAUCCCCUAGUUCUUAUGCUCCUCACAUUGUAAGAUUUUUAUUUUUGUAACUACUGAGUUUUUAGAGACAUUUAACUACUGAGUUGAGACUGUAAAGAACCCACAUAUACUGAAACAUAUAGGAAGUGAAUGAAGUAUGGAGUAUAUCACUAUAUCGUAACUGUCAUGUCCACUAAA